AGUUAGGGCGGGGCGACUUCCGCUUUCGAGUCUGAAGGCGGCUUGGCCCGCUGCGGCCACCGUUAGCGGGGGGUUGGGCUCGCCUUUCCCCCGCCAAUUUAAACGUGGGAUGGAAGUUGAAGAGUUUAGGGGCGGUUGUGUUCAGUGAGGAGCCAGGUUGGAUUAGUUGCGUGUUCCUGUUCAGGGCCUUCCGUCGCAGGGGAGGCUGCGCUCGCUGGCCUGGGGCGACAGUCUUGGACAUGUGGAAGGACGUGGAGCUCCUGAGCAGUGACGACACAGGAAACGGCUGCCUGACGGCGGGGUUCCGGAAGGAGCACGGGACUGCUUUGUAUCAAGUAGAUUUGCUGGUCAAGAUCUCCUCUGAAAAGCCUUCACUGAAUCCAAAGAUACAGGCUUGCAGCUUAAAUGAUGGGUUUGUUAUUGUGGCUGACCGGUCGGUGGUACUGCUCGACAGUGUCUGUAGAUCCCUUCAGCUGCAGCUCAUAUUCGAAACGGAAGUGGAUGUAGUUGGCCUGUGUCAAGAAGGAAAAUUUCUCUUGGUUGGGGAAAGAAGUGGCAACUUGCAUCUUAUUCAUGUGACAUCAAAGCAGACGCUACUCACCAAUGCUUUUGUUCAGCAAUCUGAUGAUAAAAACCAACGGACUUAUCAGAACCUCAUUAUUGCCAAAGACGGUUCAGAUGAAGGUUCCUAUUAUAUGUUGCUUCUUACAAACAAUGGAUUUUUUUAUGUUACAAACCUCCAGCUCAUAAAAAUUCAGCAAGCAAUAGAGAAUGUAGACUUUGGUACAGCAAAAAAGUUACAAGAACAAAUCAAAUCCAGUUUCAUUUCCACUGAAAACUAUCAUACUCUUGGCUGUCUCAAUCUUGUGGCUGGUGAUAUAACAAGUGAAGUUCCUGUGAUAAUUGGGGGCAGUGGUCACUGUGCUUUCUCCAAGUGGGAACUGGAUGCUUCCAAGGCGGGAAUGACAGUUAAGAACCUUACAGAUGCAGAGAUUAUUAAAGGUGCCAAGAAGUUCCAGCUGAUAGACAAUCUGCUCUUUGUCCUUGACACUGAUUCGCUGCUGAGCAUAUGGGACAGUUUCUCCCUGACUCCUGUGUGGAAUUGGCCCUCUCUUCUCAUAGAGGACUUUGUCCUCACCACCGAGGCGGACGCUGCUUGCUCAGUGACACGGCAAGGCCUCACAAAUCUCAAGUUGGUGGCUCUGACAGCCACGGCUGAUCAGGAGAUGAAAAGUCUGGGGGUUUAUUCAUUACCCACAAUGGAAAUUCUAUAUUCUUUGGAAGUAUCCAGUGUUUCUUCUUUGGUUCAAACAGGAAUUAGCACAGAUACCAUAUACCUGCUAGAAGGAAUUUGCAAAAAUGAUCCAGAGCUGCCUGAAGGCUCCAUCUCUGUUUUAGUACUCAGAUAUCUCACAGAAGCUUUACCAGAGAACAGAUUGAGCCGGUUACUUCACAAGCACAGGUUUUCCGAAGCUGAGAGCUUCGCCCUUCAGUUUGGUCUGGACGUGGAGCUUGUUUAUAAGGUGAAAUCUAACGAUAUGUUGGAAAAACUGGCUCUGAGCUCUGUGGAUGCCCAGCAGGACGGAUGGCAGCAGCUGGUCCGGGAAGCGAAGGAGAACCUCCAUAAAAUUCAGGACAAUGAAUUUGUGGUUAAUUACUGCUUGAAGGCUCAGUGGAUUACAUACGAAACAACCCAGGAAAUGCUCAAUUAUGCCAAAACCAGGCUUCUGAAGAAGGAGGAUAGAGCCAUCCCUGUGGACUCUGACGGCUUGAUGGAGGUACUCAGGGCUCAUGCAAAGCUGACAACAUUUUAUGGAGCAUUUGGACCAGAAAAAUUCAGUGGUAAUUCUUGGAUUGAGUUUCUGAAUAACGAAGACGAGCUUAAAGAUAUCUUCAUACAGCUAAGAGAAGGAAACCUCGCCUGUGCCCAGUACCUCUGGCUCAGACACCGGGCCAACUUUGCAAGCAGGUUUGAUAUGAAAAUGCUGGAGAACUUGCUCAGCUCUAUUCCUACGCCAGUCUGCCUGCAGAAGCUCUGUCCCUGGCUUCGAAAUGACGUGGUCCCGUUUGUGAGAAGGGUCAUCCCCGCAGGACAGAAAAUUCUUGCAAAAUGGUUGGAGCAAGCAGCCAGGAACCUUGAGCUGACUGAUAAGGCAAACUGGCCAGAAAACGGGCUUCAGUUGGCAGAGGUGUUCUUUGCAGCGGAGUCGGGAUUAGCACCAUCCUGGUACUGGAUUUCUUUGAAGGAUUAUCAGGACACUGAGGAAGUGUGUCAGUUACACACUUUAGUGAAUAACUUGCGGGAAUUGAUCACCUUACAUAGGAAAUACAACUGCAAAUUGUCUCUCUCUGAUUUUGAGAAGGAAAAUACAACCACCAUCGUGUUCCGGAUGUUUGAUAAAGUUCUGGCCCCAGAACUUAUCCCGUCCGUCUUAGACAAGUUCAUACGAGUCUACAUGCGGGAGCAUGACCUGCAAGAGGAGGAACUGCUCCUGCUAUACAUAGAGGACUUACUGAAGAGGUGCAGCUCCAAGUCCACGUCGCUCUUUGAAACAGCGUGGGAAGCAAAAGCCAUGGCCGUGAUCGGGUGCUUAUCUGACACAGAUCUGAUAUUUGACGCUGUGCUCAAGAUAAUGUAUGCAGCCGUGGUUCCCUGGAGCGCAGCUGUGGAACAGCUGGUGAGGCAGCACCUGGAAAUGGCCCAUCCCAAAGUCAAGUUACUGCAGGAAAGUUACAAACUAAUGGAGAUGAAAAACCUUCUACGAGGCUAUGGCAUAAGAGAGGUGAACCUCCUAAACAGCGAAGUAAUGAGGGUGGUCAGAUACAUUCUCAAACAGGAUGUUCCAUCCUCACUGGAAGAUGCAUUAAAGGUGGCCCAAGGAUACAGGUUGUCUGAUGAUGAAAUCUACAGUCUAAGAAUUAUUGACCUGAUUGAUAGAGAACAGGGUGAAGACUGUCUGCCUCUGUUGAGGUCCUUACCGCCUGCUGAAGCAGAGAGAACUGCUGAAAGAGUGAUUAUAUGGGCACGGCUGGCACUGCAGGAAGACCCGGAGCAUUCCAAAGAGGAUAAGGCCUGGAGAACGUCUGUUGCCAGGACAGCAGUGAACAUUCUGAAGAUGCUGUGUGACCUCCAGAGAGACAAUCGACAGAAGAAGGAUGAACUGGAAGAAACCCUGAAGCUAUUUAAAGUCGCUGCUAGCUUACAGGAGAACUUUGAGGUCUUCCUUCCAUUUGAAGAUUACAGCAGCGGCUCCCUGGUCGCGGAUCUCCGUGAGCAGCACAUCAGAACCCAUGAAGUUGCCAUGGCCAAACACAAGGGCACCGCUGCUGAGGUGCAGGGCCCAAGCACCAGGUCGAAGCUGCACCGGCAGGCGCUGGCCCUGCAGGUGUCUGAGCAAGAGCUGGAGGCUGAGCUGACCAUGAGAGCCUUACGGGAUGGGAACGUCAGAAUAGCUCUGAACAAGUGCAGAGAUUUAUUCAGGUUCCACUGCAACCCCCGCACGGGGGAGGUGCUGUUCCUCGCCUGUCAGAAGCUGUGUCAGAUGUUGGCCGAUGAUGUCCCAAUGACAGUACCCGUGGGACUCAGUCUUCCUUCCGAGAUACACGAGCUGGCGUGCCAGGCUGCCACCCUCUGCAGUCCAGAUCUUGUCCUGGACGCUUUGGAACUUUGUAAAUACACCUUAAUGGCAGUAGAGCUGUCCCGGCAGUGCCAGAUGGAUGACUGUGGAGUUCUCAUGAAAACUUCCUUUGGAACUCACAAAGAUCCGUAUGAAGAGUGGUCCUACAGUGACUUCUUCAGUGAGGAUGGAAUUGUUCUUGAAUCGCAGACGGUGCUGCCUGUGGUCUAUGAGCUAAUCUCGUCACUUGUGCCGCUCACUGAAAGAAAGAGGCAUCCUUUGGAUUCCUUAAGUUUACCAUACUGCUCCAUUACAGAAGGAGGCAGCUGUAUGUCACCUGUGGUCAACUCCAUCUCUGCUCUGCUUCAGAACCUGCGGGAGUCCAGCCAGUGGGAGCUCGCCUUGAGAUUUGUGGUCGUUUCCUUUGGCACCUGUCUUCAGCACUCGGUGUCAAACUUCAUGGAUGUCGGUCUGAGUGAAAAGCUGUUUGGAGAGACCGCAUUAGUUCAAUCAAAGCAUACUGUUAAAGAAUUAAAAGAAAAAUCCGUGAUGUUCAUCAGAGGAAAUGCUGCGACACUUUUGCACAAAGUAUUUAACUGUCGUGUUGUCGACCUUGGCCUGGCCCUGGGUUACUGCACUCUCCUACCCCAAAAAGAUGUGUUUGGAAGUCUCUGGAAGCUCAUAGAUAAAGCGUGGCAGAAUUAUGAUAAAAUUUUGGCAAUCUCUCUGGUGGGCUCUCAGCUAGCCAGUCUCUAUCGCGAGGCUGAAAUGGAGCUGAAGUUCCAUGAGCUCUGCACCGACGCCCAGUGGGGCAUCCGCCUUGGGAGACUUGGUAUUUCUUUUCAACCAGUUUUCAGGCAACAUUUCCUCACUAAGAAAGACCUCAUUAAAGCGCUUGUGAAGAGCGUGGAUGUGGACACAAGCCUCAUUCUGGAAUAUUGCAGCACAUUCCAACUGGACUGUGACGCAGCUCUCCAGCUCUUCAUUGAAACUCUCCUCCACAACACGAGCAUCAGCCAAGGCCAGGGGGGUGAGAGCAUGAAGCUCCCGCGGCACCAGCACUCCAGGCUCCUGGCCAAAGCCACCGAGAUGGUUCCUUUGCUGACAAGCACGAAAGACCUGGUCAUCAGUCUUAGCAGCAUCCUACACAAGUUGGAUCCCUAUGAUUAUGAAAUGAUUGAAGUUGUCCUGAAAGUUAUAGAAAGAGCUGAUGAAAAGAUAACCAAUAUUAAUAUUAAUCAGGCAUUGAGUCUUCUGAAACAUUUGGAGUCAUACAAAAGAAUUUCUCCUCCUGUGGACUUGGAAUAUCAGUACAUGUUGGAUCAUGUCAUAACUUUGCCACCAGCUGCCCACAUAAGACUGCCUUUUCACCUAAUAUUAUUUGGCACAGCCCAGAACUUCUGGAAGAUUCUCUCCACAGAGCUCAGCGAGGAGUCCUUCCCUACACUGCUGCUCAUCUGUAAAUUAAUGAAGUUCUCUCUGGACACUCUGUACGUGUCUACGGCCAAACACGUGUUUGAGAAAAACCUGAAGCCAAAGCUGCUCAAGUUCACACAAGCUAAGCCGUCCACGCUGAUCAGCAAAGAGGUAGCCCGGAUCACACAGACCAUCGAGUCCUACCUUCUGUCUAUAGUCAACCCGGAGUGGGCCGUCGCCAUUGCCUUCACUCUCACCCAGGAAAUCCCAGAAGGUUCCUUAAAGAUGUCCAGUCUGAAGUUCUGCCUGUAUCUCGCUGAGCGAUGGUUAGAGAACAUCCCUCCUCAGGAUGAAACACGUGAAAAUGCCCAGGCUUUGUUGAAGAAGCUUAACGUCCAGUUCCGGCGGUCGGGCACAGAAGCCGUGCUCAUAGCCCACAGGUUGAACACUGCAGAAUACUUACGAGGCAUUGGGAAACCAGCAUCCCUCAUCAUCAGUCUCUACGAACAUCCCAGCAUAAACCAGCGAAUUCAGAAUUCGGCUGGCAACAGUUACCCUGAUAUUCACGCAGCAGCUAAGGAAAUUGCUGAAGUCAAUGAAAUUAAUUUGGAGAAAAUCUGGGGCAUGUUGUUGGAGAAAUGGCUGUGCCCUUCGGCUGCGCCUGGGGAGACGCCGUUGGAAUUAUUUGAACUUGAGGAAGACGAAGCGCUGCGAAGAGUUGUGUAUCUCCUCCAGUCCCGUCCGUUAGAUUAUAGUUCAAGAAUGCUGUUUGUGCUUGCUACAUCAGCUACAACGACAUUGGCGGCACGCCAGUUAACCUUCGCCCACCGAACCCGAGCUCUUCAAUGUCUCCUGCAUCUGGCUGACAAAGAAACUGUAGAAUCUCUCUUCAAAAAACCCAUUGAAGAAGUGAAAUCGUAUUUGAAAUGUAUAACCUUCCUGGCAUCCUUUGAGAUGUUGAACAUCCCCAUCACAUAUGAGUUAUUCUGCAACAGUCCCAAGGAAGGAAUGAUCAAGGGCCUGUGGAAAAACCACAGCCACGAGGCCAUGGCGGUGAGGCUGGUGGCUGAGCUGUGUUUAGAAUACAAAGUCUACGACCUACAACUUUGGAAUGGACUCUUGCAGAAGCUGCUGGGUUUCAGCAUGAUUCCCUACCUAAGGAAAGUUUUAACGGCCAUUUGUAGUGUUCAUUCUCUAUGGCAGGUUCCCUACUUCAGCAAGGCCUGGCAGCACGUGAUACAGCUUCCACUACUUUCAGCCUCUUGCCCGCUGAGACCCAGUCAGCUGUCCGAUUGCUGCAACAGUCUCGCUGCUGUCCUGGAAUGUCCAGUUUCAGAUGAUCUCGACAUGAUGGGCGUCGCCAGGCAGUAUGUCCAGCUAGAGCUUCCGGCUUUUGCGUUAGCUUGCCUCAUGCUCAUGCCUCACUCAGAAAAAAGAAACCAGCAAAUCAAGAACUUUCUGGGCUCCUGCGAUCCUCUGGUCAUUUUACAGCAGUUAGAAGAGCAUAUGAGCACUGGCCAAUUAGUUGGAUUUUCACAGCAGGUUAGAAGUCUGAUCCUGAAUAACAUCAUAAAUAAGAAGGAGUUUGGGCUUUUGGCAAAAACAAAAUACUUCCAAGUGUUGAAAGGACAUAUGAUGAAUGCUGGCAACAUCACAGAGCUGGUGGACUACUUGGCACAGGAAGCCAGUCUGGAUGAAGCAGCAGCCGUGAUCACUGAAUACUCAAAGCAUUGUGGGAAGCCUGUUCCGGCAGCCGCGGCUCCUUGCGAGGUGGUGAAGGUGUUUCUUGGUGGAUUGUAGUGAUUCAAGGAGGACCAGAAGUUUGGAGUUGGCUAUCAACCAACUGCUUAGAAGCAUUUUCAUGUUGUGCAAUCUGUGUGUUAACACCCCAUGUCACCGCGGACACUCGUGGCAUGAGCAGAGUCCUGUCUGGGUUAGCAUUCUGGCUGUCCGUGACGUCAUCUGUGGACUGUUUUUCCUGGAAACAAACCCAGGGCACAGUUCACUCCCUGCCUGCCCUCCAGAAAAGCCAACUGCCUAAGUCCUGUUUAUUCUGUAUGUAAAGAUAAGAAAGUUCACUUUUUAAUGAGAUUGUAAAUAGUUACGUGGUCUGAGUACAGAGUUUAUCAAAUGGAAACAUAGAGACGACCCCGGACAGCUGAGCUGGGAAGGA
Messenger RNA from Ochotona princeps (American pika), 7206 nucleotides. It is a transcript of the gene KNTC1, whose product is annotated as kinetochore associated 1. Lineage: Eukaryota; Metazoa; Chordata; Mammalia; Lagomorpha; Ochotonidae. Gene Ontology annotation, cellular component: cytoplasm; kinetochore microtubule; RZZ complex. The coding region runs from base 240 to 6833 and encodes 2197 amino acids. Gene Ontology annotation, molecular function: small GTPase binding. The record is from RefSeq and is a predicted model, not a curated record. The transcript has 64 exons. Gene Ontology annotation, biological process: mitotic spindle assembly checkpoint signaling; mitotic sister chromatid segregation; protein localization to kinetochore involved in kinetochore assembly.